This is a messenger RNA of Amborella trichopoda, 1642 nucleotides long. Its product is annotated as putative F-box protein At3g10240. The record is from RefSeq and is a predicted model, not a curated record. Gene Ontology annotation, molecular function: protein binding. NCBI's taxonomy places the organism in Eukaryota, Viridiplantae, Streptophyta, Magnoliopsida, Amborellales, Amborellaceae.
CAAAGUUUGGCAGGGGAAAGUGCCGUGGUGCGUCUCUUUAAAAUAUCCGCUGCGAUCGUACUCUCAGCCCGAUUGCUGCAAUUAAGAGUGAGUGAGAAGACGUGCGUCCUGUCCCUUCCCUUCAUAAUGCUCUUAUCCUAAAACAACUUCCACCUCUCUUCAGUGAAAGCAGAUAUAUAAGGCUUUCAGAUGAUUAAAUUUUGUUGCUGUUGGACCUCCUUUUUGGCCAUAUUCAUGGAGCAAGAACCAGACGAUUCCAUGGUUUCUUCAGAGCAAGAGCGACAUACAGAGGAAGAAAUGGUCUCGUUAUCUUCUAUUUUACCUGAUGAAUUGGUGACUAAGAUCCUUAUUUCAUUGCCGGUGAAGUCCAUAUGCAGAUUCAAGGUAGUCUCACGACCAUGGCAAAGCUUGCUCUCAUCUUCCCACUUCGCCAUUACCUUUUCUCUUUCUAACACUCGUUCUCUCUUCCUCCAAAACAACCAAAUGUUCUUCGCGAGUGCUGAGAAUAUUAACAAUCCUUCUUCGUAUACGAAGACAGCGUUUCAGCAUCAAGACCUGACCUCCAUGGCCUGCCAUAAUGGCAUUGCAUGCUGUCUUGUGAAAUCAAUCAUACAGGACGGGUAUUUCAGAAGGGAUUCUUUCUUUACUGUUGGAAAUCCCCUGGCUCAAAAACAAUUCAUGGGUCUUCCAAGGCUAGCAUUUGGAGUGCAGAAAAUAUUUGGAUUUUACUUUAACCCAAUUGAUAAAAAAUUUAAGAUUUUGGUCGGUACCAGAAAGAAUUGUUCCUGUUUAAUCUUUGAUUCAUCAAUUGGGAGAUGGAGGCGGCCGAGAAACCAACCAAAUUUCCGAAUACAUACCCCAUGGUUCAUGGUUUGUGUGGGUUUUACUUGCUAUGUACUCUGUAAUGGAGAGAACGAGCGCCAUUUACUUGCUUUAGAUAUGGAGACAGAAGAAUGGGAAAUAAUCCUUACUCCAACACGGCUUAACGACAAGGAUUGCUCUUAUCGCAUCCAUGAGAGGGACAGUUGCCUUUGUCUGAUACAGGUAGGUCCACAUUCUCAAGAACAAGCGCAUGCUUGGCUUUUAACAGAAGGGAAGAAGUGGGUGGAAGUGAUGAAUGCAGAUUUGACAUCACUGUUGUUUAAAAAAUUGGGGCGAUUGGGGGUCUAUGAUUUUUUUGCAUCUGCAAAUCUCUUCAUUGGUGACAUACUACUUAUCCACAUCCAGAAUCGCCGUCCUGUGAACUUUUUAAGCAACACCAGUGUUGGGAUAACAUAUAAUACAAACAAUGCCCGAUUAAGCGAAGUGAUUGAAGAUCCAAAUAUGAGCUGUGUUUUUUUGAAUCGAUCAAGCUUGUUCACUGCCGAGAAGAAGAAUGGCGAGAUACAUAUAGGGUAGUUUGUAAAGUUAGAGGAGGCACUCUUUGAGUGAAGCUCACAUAGCCAGGACUUACGGGUUGCGUAUGAUGGAAGAGUGGCAGUUGGGAAAAAUGGUUCUUGAUGUGAACAUCGGUUGAGUGUUAAUUUAUUGACAGAUCCAUUCACUUGUGAAAUGGACGAGUGCAUUCUGGGUUGUUUAGUAGGUAGGGUUAUUUUUGUUACUCUUAUUUUUUAAUUUAUUAAGAUUCGAGAGCACAAGCACA